CUUCACCCAACCACAUAAAUGUAGUUAUAUGUACAAUUUCCUGGUUACUUCUACUCUACCUUUUAUGAUAUGUAUGUAUCAUUAUCAAGUGGAAGGAAGACUAGGCACACUGAAAACACUGUCCCAAAACCACUAAAAAAGUUGGUUCUAUGGAGACAAAAACAGGAACUCUUUCCAUAGCAGUUUCUUCUCUUUUUAUGUUUUCUUUUGUUGCCCUUGUAAAGGGUAGCCUCUCUUUUAACUUCUAUGCAGCUGCAUGUCCAUCACAAGAGUCUAUCAUAAGAAACAUAGUCAGCUCAUCCUCUUCUACUGAUACUACUAUUCCUGGAAAGGUCCUUCGCUUGGUUUUCCAUGAUUGCUUUGUGGUGGGAUGUUUCUUUGAUGCUACAAGGGAACAAUACAGAACAAAGUGAUCCAGGAAAUAGGUCUGUCGGAGGAUUUUCAGUUAUAGAUUCAGCAAAAAGGAUCCUAGAGAAAUUCUGCCCUAGAACUGUUUCUUGUGCAGACAUAAUAGCUCUAGCUGCUGGAGAUGCUGUUGAAAUAGUAAGUUCUACCUCAUUGCAUGGCUGACAUUGUUCAAUGGCAUAUUGGCAAGACACCUCUUUUGGUACGGUUAUUAACUUGAAGGGCACUUGAGAACAGGCUGGUGAACCAAGGACUAUGAUUCCUACAGGAGCUCAUACCAUUGGAACAGCACAUUGCAGCUCAUUCAGGGAUCGUUUUCAAGAAGAUUCAAAGGGAAAUCUUAGGCUCAUUGACAAAACCCUAUACAGUGACUAUGCUAAUGAGCUAAUGAAACAGUGUCCAGCUGGUGUCCAACCAUCUGUAACAGUGAACAAUGAUCCUGAAACUUCAAAGGUCUUUGACAACAUGUACUACCAAAAUCUUCUGGCCCACAAAGGGCUAUUCCAAUCAGAUUCUGUUUUGAUUAGCAAUGGUAGCACAAGGAAGUUGGUGGAGGAUUUUGCAAAUGAUCAAGAGCUUUUCUAAAAAAAAAAUUGGGGUCAGUCUUUCUUGAAGCUCACUAGUGUUGGAGUAAAAAGUGGUGAUGAGGGUGAAAUUCGAAUAUCUUUUGCAUCAACUAAUGCACAAGGAAAAAAAAAAUGGUGUAAUCCUAACAAUAGUGUUUCUAAAUUAUUUUAUUUGUCAUGUUCUA
Molecule: messenger RNA, 1156 nt
Organism: Glycine soja
Lineage: Eukaryota; Viridiplantae; Streptophyta; Magnoliopsida; Fabales; Fabaceae
Product: peroxidase 18-like
Exons: 3
Coding region: 661-990 (109 amino acids)
Biological process (GO): response to oxidative stress
Molecular function (GO): heme binding; peroxidase activity
Source: RefSeq, a predicted model, not a curated record